AUGGCAGAAAGUGAUUCAGUACCAACAGAAAUACAUAUAUAUAAACCCGAUGAACAAGGUAAUCAAAUAGUAAUUGAAGAAGAAAAAAAUUGGACAAAUAAUGAUGAUUCGAAUUCAACCGAAACCCAUCAUCAUCAAAAACAACAAAUUAUUAUUGAAAAUCCAAAUGAUCCUCAUUCGACUAUUACUCAUCAUAUUGAAGAUAGUCAGGUAACAGUUGGUAAUGAAAAUUUUUCAUCUGUUUUACCAAUUGACGACAAAUCUCAGCAAAUCCAAGACAAGACUAAUGAUGUAAUUGAUACAGCACAAGAUAAAGUAAAGGAAACAGUUGAUGUCACAAAUGAAAAAGCAGCUGAAAUAAAACAUGAUGCAAUUGCUACUGCGCAUAAUGUUCAAGAAAAAGCAGAAGAAGUUACACAUAAUGUUCAAGAAAAAGCAACUGAAUUAAAAGAAGAUGUAGUUCAUGCUGCACAUGUAGCAGGAGAGAAAGCAGCUGAAACUGCACAUAAUGUUCAAGGUAAUAUUUUUACCUUUAAAUAUCUUCUUUCCAAUAAUCCAUAUUUUACAGAUAAAGCUAUUGAAUUGAAAGAUGAUGCAGUUGCUGCUACUCACGUCGUAGGAGAAAAAGCGAAAGAAGCAGCACAUAAUAUUCAAGAUAAAGCUGCUGAACUAAAACAUGAUGCAGCUGUUGUUGGUCAUGAUGUACAAGAAAAAGCAAUAGAAAUAGGACAUAAUAUUCAAGACAAGAUUGGAGGAGUAAAAGAUAAUGUUGUUGCAUUUGCUCAAGCAGCAGGAGAAAAAGCGAAAGAUGCAGCACAUAAUGUUCAAGAAAAAGCUGCCGAACUAACACAUGAUGCACAAGAAAAAGCAAUAGAAGUAGCACAUAAUGUUCAAGAUAAAGCUGCUGAAUUAAAACAAGGUGCAGUUGAUACUCUUCAUAAAGUGCAAGACAAAGCUGCAGAAACAACACAAGAUGUCAAAGAUAAGGCUGUUGAAUUAAAAGAAGAUACAGUUGCUGCUGCUCACGUCGUAGAAGAAAAAGCUGCAGAAACAGCACAUAAUGUUCAAGAUAAAGCUGCUGAAUUACAACAUAAUGUAGCUGCCACAGCUCAUACAGUAGCAGAAAAGGCUGAAGAAGCAGCACAUAAUGUUCAAGAUAAAGCUGUCGAACUUAAACAUGAUGCAGCUGUUGUUGGUCACAACGCACAAGAAAAAGCAAAGGAAGUAGCACAUAAUGUUCAAGGUAUUGUUUUUUGCUUUCGAAUUGUUUCAUGUGAACAAUAUUUUAUAGAUAAAGCUGUUGAAUUAAAAGAUGAUGCAGUUGCUGCUACUCAUGUUGUAGAAGACAAGACAAAAGAAGCAGCACAUAAUGUUCACGAUAAAGCUGUCGAACUCAAACAUGAUGCAGCUGUUGUUGGUCACGAUGCACAACAAAAAGCAAAGGAAGUAGUACAUAAUGUUGAAGAUAAAGCUGCUGAAUUAAAAGAAAAUACACUUGCUGCUACUCAUGUUGCAGAAGACAAAGCAAAAGAAGCAGCACACAAUGUUCAAGAUAAAGCUGUCGAACUCAAACAUGAUGCAGCUGUUCUUAGUCACGGUGUUGAAGCAAAAGCCAAUGAAGCAGCACAUAAUAUUCAAGCUGUCGAACUAAAACAUAAUGCAGCUGUUGUUGGUCAUGAUGUACAUGAUAAAACAAAAGAAAUAGGACAUAGUUUUCAAGGCAAGACUAUAGAAGUAAAAGAUAAUGUAACUGGUAUUGCUCAUGUAACAGGAGAUAAAGCGAAAGAUGCAGCACAUAAUGUUCAAGACAAAGCUUUUGGACUAAAACAUAGUACAACUGCUGCUGCACAUGGUGCUCAAGAUAAAGCUACUGAAUUAAAACAUGAUGCAUCUGUUGCUGCUCAAGAUGCUAAAGAGAAAGCAAAAGAAGUAGCUAGUAAUACAAAAGAUGCUUUUGUAACUGGUGAAAAAGCAGUUGAAAAUAAAUUAGCUGCUGCUAAAGAUACAGUUAAUGAAAAAGCAGGUGACUUAGCUGAUAGUGCAAAAAAUACUGCUCAUGAAGCAAAUGUUAAAGCACAGAAAUUAGAAAAAUCAGCAGAACAAAAACUAGAUGGAGCUAAAAAUUGGCUUAGUAAAAAAGGAUCGGAAGUUAAAGCUAAAGGUGCUGAAAUUAUUGGUGCAACACAACACGCACUAGCUAGUGGUGCUGCAACUGUUACUGAUAAAGCUAAACAAGGAAUAGAAAUAGCAUCUGAAGCUGCAUCAAACGCUAAAUCAGCUACUGGAAACUUAGCAUCUGAUGCUCAACAUAAAGUUACUGAAACUGCUCAUAAUGCCCAAGUAAAAGCUAAUGAAUUAUUAACAAAUACUGGAAACAAAGGUGCAACUGCUGCUGAUACAAUUACUACACAAACUGUCGAAACAAGCAAUACUACUGUAUCAACUGGACAAAGUGCAGUAAAAACAAUACAAGGAAAAACAAGUAGUAUAUUAAAUAGUACGAAAAAAUUAUUAUCAUCCGUAUCAAGUUCUUCUAAAUCAACACCAGCCGUUGUACCUGGUGGUACAAGUCAUGUUUCUCAAGAAGCCUAUGUUACUGAAACAUCUCUUCAAACAACUCAUGGACAAGAACCAAUUACUUUAGAACCAACAGCACCAGCUCCAACAAAAAGUAGAGGUGGUCCAAUAAAUGCUAUUCGAAAUUUUUUUAGUCGAUUAUUUGGUUCAUCUUCUCAACGACGAAAAGCUAAUAAUGAUGGUACAGCUAAUCCUACAGCUGAAACUACUUCAACUAGUAUACCACCAACAACACUUGCAACAAGCAAUCCACAUGUAUUAUCAUGA
Adineta steineri is the source of this 2844-nucleotide messenger RNA. The record is from the annotation of a GenBank genome assembly. Lineage: Eukaryota; Metazoa; Rotifera; Eurotatoria; Adinetida; Adinetidae.